AGUAAAACCUACUCGCUUCUGGAUAGGGGUUAGCAUCUGGAGCCGUUGUGCAUUGUAUCACAGCAGGUGACAGCAUGGAUCCCAUAAGCACCGACGGUAACUGCGGCUCAAAUUCAGAUACCAACACAACAUGUCUCACUUCCGAAUUCGGUAACUGCUGUUCAUCAAAGGGAUUUUGUGGAGGUACUUCUGCCUAUUGUGGUGAAGGCUGCCAGACUGCCUUCGGGAAGUGUUGUCAAAGUUCAUUUGGAUCGUGUGAUUCAACAAAGCCAAGUUCUUCAGUUUCAUGGUCGGCCACCCCUUCGAACCCAGAGAAUGUGUCCAAAGAUGGGAAUUGCGGAUCCAAUUCUAUGACCAACGCAACAUGCCUCAAAAGUAAAUACGGCGCUUGCUGUUCUAGCCACGGCUUUUGUGGUGGGAAUGCAAGUUACUGUGGCACUGGUUGCCAAUCUAAGUAUGGAAGUUGUUCAAUUGCAACGAUUCCGGCAGUCCCAACACCAUCUCUAGCUUCCGUCUCUACCGUCAGUAGUCUCAGCAAAGGUGCCAUAGCUGGGAUUAGCAUAGGCGCAGGAGCUUUUGGAUGCGCAAUGCUGGGGUUGUUAAUGUGGUCUCUAUUCGCUAGAAAGAGAAGAUAUUCCACAAACGUCGACAUUAAACCAAUAUCCAAGAGUGAUGGUUUUACAAACGAAAUGGAUGGGAGAGGCAUUUCUAUCCCUGUAGAGCUUCCCACUAGUAAAUGACCCCCCCCUCCCUUAGAAGUAAGAUAACCUGAUGGAUGGAUGAUGUUCAAGCUAUACGUAUGCAUAC
Molecule: messenger RNA, 807 nt
Organism: Aspergillus ochraceoroseus IBT 24754
Lineage: Eukaryota; Fungi; Ascomycota; Eurotiomycetes; Eurotiales; Aspergillaceae
Exons: 2
Coding region: 75-740 (221 amino acids)
Molecular function (GO): chitin binding
Source: RefSeq, a predicted model, not a curated record